GUCCCGGUGGCUCUGUUAUUAUUAUAUAGUUCUGGCUUCUGAGCAGUAUAAUAUAUAUACACAUAUGAAUAUGACCGUGAAAUGAAAAUUUCUAGGGAGCUUACCAAUUCAGGGGACCAAAGCUUUCAAAGUAUCAAGGGUAAACUUGAAUGAUGAGCAAGAAGGAGAAAUCACAGAAGAAAUCGGGCAAGGAGAACCACGGAGAAUGGUUAUGUUGCGACCUUGCAGAAACGCUAGCAAUUCAGACCCCUAGGACAUUGAAAGAUGACAACUUUGGCAUAAACCAAUACAAGGUCAAGGAGGAAGCUCUUUUGAGCUCCACUUGUCCACUCAAAAUAGAGUUGCCAGCGCCAGAAUCAACUCUGGGUUGGCCUCUUCAGAGACUAACUGUUCCUUCAAUGAGUCAGGAAGCUCCUCCUCCUGAAAGAGAGCUUUGUGAUUUGAAAGGGAGGGACGUUGAUGAAUCACCAUUAUCAAGGCCUGGUUGGCCUCUCUUGCGGAUAGGAGCCAUCUCAGAAGCAGCUAUGAGUCCUAUCAGAGAAUUCAAAGCCAGAGAAAAAAAGUCUGUGGCUCAGUGGGUGAUGGAUUUGCCUAGUCGAUCAUUUUCAGUAAAUCAACAGCCACAGGUUGAUUUGAUUUUGAGGGAUGUAGAGUACACAACCGAAAGACAGAGCCGCUGUUAUGAUGCCACGAAUGGUGAUGAAAAUUGCUUAUCAGUAUCAUCAAGAAAGCUAGCCAGUGAAUUGGAGUUUCUCAUUGAAAAAAACUCAGUAGGUUGCAGGUUGUUCAGCUAUGAAGAAAUUAGGAGUGCAACUUGUCAGUUCUCAACAGGAAAUCUUAUCGGCGAGGGAGGGUGCAGCAGCGUAUACAGAGCAUGUCUCGGAGAUGGUAAACCAGUGGCAGUCAAGAUUCUGAAAUCAUACAAAGAAGCUUGGGAUGACUUUUUCUUGGAAGCCAAAUUUGUUUCUUCAAUUCAGCAUAAACACAUCACAUCUCUCAUUGGUGUCUGUGCGGAAGGUGGCAACCUUAUUUUGGUCUAUGAUCUCUUUCCUAGAGGGAGCUUGGAGGGAAACUUGCAUGGUUGCAGUGAUGGAUCUAUAGUACUGCCAUGGGAAGUGAGAUUCAAUGUGGCAGUUGCAGUUGCCGAGGCUCUAAAUUACCUGCACAAUGAAUGUCCUCCGCCCAUUAUUCACAGAGACGUUAAAUCCUCAAACAUUCUUCUCUCCGACGAGCUUCUGCCACAGUUAUCUGAUUUUGGGCUUGCUAUGUGGGGAUCUACGGAUUCUGCUUAUGUGAUAAGUAGUGAUGUGGUGGGGACUUUUGGAUACAUUGCUCCAGAAUAUUUCAUGCAUGGGAUGGUGAGUGACAAGAUUGAUGUUUAUGCCUUUGGUGUGGUUCUCCUUGAAUUAUUAUCAGGAAGAAAGCCAGUUGAUGCAGGGGCCCCAAAAGGGCAAGAGAGCUUGGUUAAGUGGGCAAGACAUUUAUUGGACAGUAUGGAUCUCAAAGCACUGCUGGAUCCAAACUUAAAUGGGGACUACAAUGAUAUCCAAAUGCGUAGAAUGGUAUUGGCAGCAGGCCUUUGCAUAAACCAAUCACCUCGUCUUCGCCCAAAAGUGAGCCAGAUACUGCAGCUACUAACAGGGGAGACGGAUGCCGAUAAAUAUUUUGAUUCUCAUGCUAUGGAAUCGAGGGAAGAUGACAACGAUGACCUUUUCCUGGAAAUUGAUUGCAAGUCGCAUUCGGUUUCUGCCAUGUCUGAUACAAACGAUGGUAGCAGAUCAUCAAGUUCCACUGACACAGCAUCAAGUGUUGAGAAAAUCCGCCGCUAUAAGUUGAAGGACCACUUAACUAUACGUGACCAUUAUUCUUUGAGCGAAAUUUUUUUGCUUUCCUGACAAAGCAACAUGCUAA
Molecule: messenger RNA, 1911 nt
Organism: Prunus dulcis (almond)
Lineage: Eukaryota; Viridiplantae; Streptophyta; Magnoliopsida; Rosales; Rosaceae
Product: cold-responsive protein kinase 1-like
Exons: 5
Coding region: 150-1895 (581 amino acids)
Biological process (GO): protein phosphorylation
Molecular function (GO): protein kinase activity; ATP binding
Source: RefSeq, a predicted model, not a curated record